UUGAGUUAGCUGUUAACUACACCUGAAUGAAUGCAGAGGCAGUCGUGUUAAACAGGCUAGAUAUUCGUCGAUAAAGUAUUUACCAGUCACUCAAUUAACUAUUUUUACAUGUAGAACUCGUUCCGUGAAAAUAGACAUUAUAUAUUUCCGUGCGUUUGUUCAGCAGGCUAACGUUAGCUGCCUUCCGUUUUUCUUGAUAGGAAAGGGCUAAUAUUUUCUACAAGGACGUCGGAGCUAGCGUUAACACUGCGAAGUUAAACUGAUCAUUAUUGUCCCGACUUGGACGGAUAGUGAUCAGCAUUUGUGCCCGAUUCUGUUUUUUUUAUUUUCUCUGCUGCAUAUUUGCUGUCUGGGGGCAGAAAGAACGAGACUUCCUCCAUUUUAGCAGGACAACAAUGUCUACAUCCAACGCCAAUUUCAAAAACAAGUGUGUGACCCAGGUGAAUUGCAUAUUUUGUGACAGUUUGCUCUGCACGAGAGGCAUGAAAGCAGUGCUUCUUGCAGACACCGAGGUUGAGCUGUUUUCCACUGAUAUACCACCCAACAGAACUGUUGACUUUGUGGCCAGCUGCUACUCGACUGAAAGCUGCAAAUGCAAACUGAGAGACAUCGCAUGUCUCAAGUGCGGUAAUGUUGUGGGUUAUCAUGUUGUGGCCCCCUGUAAACCCUGCCUGCUCUCCUGUAACAACGGCCAUUUCUGGAUGUUCAAUAGUGAUGCCGUGUCUACUCUUAACAGACUGGAUGCGACAGGUCUGAAUCUGCUCCUGUGGGGAGAUCUUCCAGAGCUGGAUGACAGUGAAAAUGAGGAAUCAGAAAGCCCAUCAGAGGAGGAGUGCAUUAGGUAGAGAGGGAAAUGGACAACUUGGGAGAUCUGGAGCGCUAACAUUUGGAGAUGUGGAACUACACGAGUGUACAAACCAUGCUGUGAUAAGAGAUAAAAGAGGGGCCUUAAAGGGUCAUUUAACAGUGAAUCACAUAUCGGCUGUUUACACUUGGUUUUAAAAUGUGUUUGCAGUGAUCCGAACACAAACGGACAGCCGAGACGCAUCGCUGUGCACACCUGUGUCUCCAAGGUGUCCAGCUGACCAUUUGUGUUCAGGUUUCAUUUCUGCCUACGUCACAUCCACUAAAAGGUCAAAGGGCCUUGCACACAGUUAUUGCAUCAGAUUUGUUUCGCACAGGCUAACAAAGAAAAAUGUUUCAAGAGCUAAUGUUUGGGAUAUUCCAACUGUUGAGAUUAACAGGAGAGGUCAAUUUGUGUCACCAAAACAAACACCACGUCCUGUAUUGGUGACAUAUUUUCCUGUUAUGUCUUGACGCAUUAGCGUUUCAACGACAAAAGAUACGAGGUCAAAUGCGUCCCAGACCACCUCGUCAAGUGGUUUGAGUGAUCGGAUCACAGUGCCUCUAUCCGAUCAUCCAAGAAGCAUUUUUUUAAAACCAAAUGUAAACAGAGUCACAGGGCAGAAAAGUGCUGCUGUACUGCUCUACAUUAAAACAAUACACUUCUGGUCACACCCUUAUCAGUGUUAUUACAGCAGGUGUUUUGUUUUUGCCAGCUGAUGGAGAACACCUGCCAUGACAUCACUGAUUGCAGUCUGGCCAGAAAUGCAACAUACCAAACCCACAGACAACAGCACAGCAGUUGUUUUUGUCCCUACAUAAUUCAGUGUUUAAUUACUCUUUAACCAGUGACCAUGCCUUGCCCAUCACCUUUCACUGUUAAAAGCACAGACACACACGUUGUCACACACAUUCUUUUCUCUCUUAUUUGUGUAUUCGCGUGGGCUAUUAUAAAACGUCGGCUGAAGUAGACUGAAAAUAACAGAUGACUAGACUCCUUCAUCUAGUGCAUUUUACCUUUCAUCACAAAGUCUCCACUGAGCUCAUGGUUCUUGAUCAGCCUCAUGAAAAGCUGAGAUUGUGGUCUGAUAAGUCGAUGGAACUUAACCAGUGAAUGCUGUGCUUUAUCACGCUGUUUACGUUAAGUCCAGUUUUAUUACAAGGCAACCACAAUUUCGCCUGCCUUCUUUUUAAUGGCAGUUAUAAUCUGUUCAUUGAAGAUGCUGUAAUAAGUAAAAACUCACAUUAACAGUCAUGUUUGUUAAAAGCUUAUAUUCUCUCCGUGUGGCUGGGUGCUGACUGAAAGAUUGAGGGCUUUUUUUGAAUCCCAUAUAUUGGAGAAAUAGCACAAUUAUUGAACAAUAUCUAUCUAAGUUCCUUGCUUUUAAGGGCAUAUUUGAUAUAGGUUACCUUAUACAAUCUGACGCUCUAUCAAGUGAUGUGUUUUGAUAUGCUAAUAGUGUUUGUUACACACCUGACAGCAGCAGUAUGUGUUUAACACCCAGAUGAAUCUGACUGUAGCAGUAUCUGAUACUAACAUACUAACUUAUGCAUUGGGUGUGCCUCCAUAAAGUCCUGGGGCAGCUGAAUUUAAAGAUGAUUUGUUUUUUUAAAUAUAUAAUUCCAAUCAAGUAAUUAAGUUCCCAGAUUGAUGAUAUUGGAAAGCUAGAAUGGACGUUAAAACAGGUGCACUUUUGCGACACUCUGCGACUCUUCCAUGUGGCUCUUUUAAGCAAAAUCAGAAAAACGGGAGUUCUAAAUGGAUUUCGGUGUUCGUGCUCUGUUUUGUUACACAGCUGUUCCAUUUUGUAUAUAGCAGCAUAACUGUAGCACCUGAGGAGAAGGAAAAAAGUCAACUCCAAAGAAUCAUGGAACAUAUCAAUAUUUAUUGAAUUUACAGAUGCUACCCCUCAAAAGAGACCGCCACGUCAUUUCAAGCCAGUUUACAGAAUAGCAUUUCACAUUUUUAAGUUAUCUGUUCUGAAGUGAAGCUUAAAUCAGUGCAGCUGACCAUUAAACUCUCAACCUUCAGUAUUCUUUCAGCCUUGAUCCUGUUGUGAUUUGCUGACAAUGAACCUUUUGUCAAGCUGUGGACUCCGAAGCUGUAUGUUAGUUGGUCAUCAUCACCAGCUGACCAGGCCUUCUGCUCAGUCCGUUGUGCCAGACACAAGCUUCAACAUCCUCCAGUCUCAAGGGACUUAACUCGCAUCAGUCCUUUUUUUUUCUUUUUUUUUGGCAGUGCCAUCCUUGAGCUCUUGUUGUUGUUUCACUGCUGUGCCCUGCUAGUACUAUGAUCCAGUCUUAAAGUUAACUGUCCUUCUGUGAGUGGAUGAGUUUUCCCGUAUUGUCGGCAAACAUUAUCAAAGAAGCAAAUGCGAGAAUGUAGCUUCUUAAUUGAAGGAAAAGGAUAAAGGUUUUAUAGCCUCUAUGCUCAUCUAUGCUGUAGCCUUUAGUUAUGAAAAAAUACACAUAGAGGAGGGGAAACUUUGUCCAGAAUUUACAUGUCCUACACUUUAAAGUUAUAACUGACAGCCUGCUACACUUGCACACCAAAUACUGUCUUUGUGGUAACCUGAUAGGAUACAGUAUAUCAGCUAAAUAUUUAUUAAAUCCACAAACCAAAUAUCUAUAACCACAUACUUCCUUUUUUUGUUUACAAACUUUGUUUACAAAUGCAUUGGUUUGUAUUGUGCUAUAGUACUUACAUUUUUGUUCGUAUUUAAUAUUUCAUUUGUGAUGUAGUGCUUUGUUUUGUAUGUGAAAGGUUGGAUGUGUACAGUUUUACCUCAUGAAGGUAUCACUUGCGAGCUUCCUCUGGCUAGGACAAUUGUCAAAUGAUAAUCAAAAAAUAUAUAUUUAAAUGGCUGUUUCUGAUGUGAAUGACUUUGAUUAACAUGACCUGCUGAAAAUGUAUAUUUUGGAAUUGCACUGAAGCUGCAUUGGUAGUUUGAAAAACUGAGACUUUGUUGUUUUGUAUGCUUGUUAAAUUAAUAAACUUUUUUUUUUCAAA
Molecule: messenger RNA, 3853 nt
Organism: Scomber scombrus (Atlantic mackerel)
Lineage: Eukaryota; Metazoa; Chordata; Actinopteri; Scombriformes; Scombridae
Gene: fam72a
Product: family with sequence similarity 72 member A
Exons: 4
Coding region: 396-845 (149 amino acids)
Cellular component (GO): cytosol
Source: RefSeq, a predicted model, not a curated record